AUGUCACCAGAGACACUUCUAAAUUUCGAGUCAUGGGGAAACAUAAUACUCAAUUCCAGUUUGUAUCGUGACAGAGUUGCACUGAUUGCCAUAGAUGAGGCACACAUUUUGGAGUCCUGGGGUGAUACUUUUCGUUCAACCUUUGCAAGACUCGGAGAACUUCGCUCCCAUUUUCCAAGAACUCCAUUCCUUAUGCUUACUCACACCUGCACACAGCAGAUUCUGAAGCACACCACGAGCGGAAUUCACUUACCUGGUCUAAAAAUGUUCACUGCAUCUCCUGACAGACCUAACAUUUACCUGGAAUACAAGAGGUCAAAAGAUAUUUUUGAAGAACUUGAGUGGCUGUUUAAUGAUAUUAAAGAAAAUGGUAUCAAAACCAGGAAGACUUUAGUACAUGUUAGGAGCUUGAGUCAAGGUGGCCGCCUUUACCGGGAUAUAUUGGGCCAUUUAAAAGAAGGUGCCUAUUUUGAACAAAAAAAGGUUCAGCGCAACAGCCACAUUGCUUUGUAUCAUGCUGGAAUGGCUACCAAAGAUCCUGAGUACAUACUGCAUGAGAUUUCAAAGUCAGACAGUGUGAUACGACUUGCAGUCUGCACUAUCGCAUUUGGUAUGGGGAUCAACAUCCCAGACAUUGACCUUGUCAUUCACUGGGGUGCAUGUAGCUCUGUAAUGGACUAUUGGCAGGAGGUUGGUAGGGCAGGGCGAGAUGGACGCAAGGACAGAGUGUUUUAG
This is a messenger RNA of Magallana angulata, 735 nucleotides long. RefSeq lists its product as uncharacterized. Gene Ontology annotation, biological process: double-strand break repair via homologous recombination; telomere maintenance. The transcript has 5 exons. Bases 1 to 735 code for a protein of 244 amino acids. The record is from RefSeq and is a predicted model, not a curated record. Gene Ontology annotation, cellular component: nucleoplasm; chromosome; nucleus. Gene Ontology annotation, molecular function: four-way junction helicase activity; 3'-5' DNA helicase activity. Lineage: Eukaryota; Metazoa; Mollusca; Bivalvia; Ostreida; Ostreidae.